This is a messenger RNA of Colossoma macropomum (tambaqui), 1112 nucleotides long. Its product is annotated as E3 ubiquitin-protein ligase TRIM47-like. Lineage: Eukaryota; Metazoa; Chordata; Actinopteri; Characiformes; Serrasalmidae. Gene Ontology annotation, molecular function: zinc ion binding. The transcript is spliced from 4 exons. Bases 69 to 1112 code for a protein of 347 amino acids. The record is from RefSeq and is a predicted model, not a curated record.
AGCUGCUGCUGUAUGGAUCUCUGACUGCGCUGGUGUUUCUGUCGUGGUGAUUGUGUAUCUGCAGUAAAAUGGCCAGUGUUUCAGUGGAUCAGUUCAGCUGUCCAGUCUGUCUGGAUGUCCUGAAUAAUCCAGUGACCACUCCCUGUGGACACAGCUUCUGUCUGGGGUGUAUUAAUGGCUGCUGGGAUCAGGAGGGUCUGAAGGGGGAGUACAGCUGCCCUCAGUGCAGACGCUCCUUCACUCCAAGACCUGUUUUAUCCAAGAAUGUGAUGCUUGCUGAAAUGAUGGAGAAACUGAAGAUCUCAGCACCUGCUGAGUUGGUGGAUUGUGACGCCUGCAUUGGGAGAAAACUCAGAGCCGUCAAGUCCUGCCUGGUGUGUCUGGCCUCGUACUGUGAGACUCACCUCCAGCCUCACUAUCAAUCUCCUGCCUUUAAGAAGCACAAGCUGGUCAAAGCCUCCAGACGCCUCCAGGAGCAGAUCUGCUCUCAGCAUGAGCAACGUCUGCAGGUUUACUGUCGUACUGACCAGCAGUGUAUCUGCAUGCUGUGUACCAUGGAUGACCAUAAAGGACACGAUACAGUGUCAGUUGCAGCAGAACGAGCUGAGAAACAGAAGAAGCUAUUGGAGACCAAGAGACAAUUCCAGCAGAAAAUCCAGGAAAGAGAGAAGGAGGUUGAGGAGCUGAAGAAGGCUGUGGAGUCUCAUAAGCGCUCUGCUCAGAGAGCAGUGGAGAACACUGAGAACAUCUUUACUGAACUGAUCAGCUCCAUUGAGCGAAGACACUCUGAGAUAUCAGAGCUGAUCAGAGCUCAGGAGAACGCUGCAGUGAGUCGAGCUGAAGGAGCCCUGAGGAGACUGGAGCAGGAGAUCUCUGAGCUGAGGAGGAGAAACACUGAGCUGGAGCAGCUUUCACUCACUGAGGACCACAUCCAUUUCCUCCAGAUUUUACAGUCUCUCUCAGUUCCUCCUGCAUCUCCAGAAUUAACAUUCAUCAAAUUCAGCCCUAUUCUGUCUUUAGAGGAGCUUCUAAACUCUGUGCUUCAGCUGGGGGAGAAAGUGGAACAGCUCUGUGAAGAGGAGUUCAAAAAGAUAUUAAGUGCAGGUAGGUAG